Messenger RNA from Corythoichthys intestinalis (scribbled pipefish), 5249 nucleotides. It is a transcript of the gene c1galt1lb, whose product is annotated as core 1 synthase, glycoprotein-N-acetylgalactosamine 3-beta-galactosyltransferase 1, like b. The coding region runs from base 475 to 1638 and encodes 387 amino acids. The record is from RefSeq and is a predicted model, not a curated record. Gene Ontology annotation, cellular component: membrane. NCBI's taxonomy places the organism in Eukaryota, Metazoa, Chordata, Actinopteri, Syngnathiformes, Syngnathidae. The transcript has 4 exons. Gene Ontology annotation, molecular function: N-acetylgalactosaminide beta-1,3-galactosyltransferase activity.
GGGGCGGUGCGAAUGACGUCAUAGUAGCGGAAAUAUUUUCCCUGACAACUGGUGGUGGUAUCUGCUUUACUUUUAAGAGCUAUUUGCUGCUUCAUUAGUUUCACCUCGUUGUGUGUUCAUAGCCAAACAUAAGCGCAGCGUUCUACCGAGCAAUACAAUGAGCUGGGCGCUCGACGAACAUCAAAUCUGCCACAUUUGUGCAAACUUCUGUCGCGUUCACGGCUAGCCGGUUAGCUAACGUCAAAGUAUUAACCUCGUGUUCCGUUUAUCUGUAUGCUUUCAUUGUUCCAGAUAAUUUGCUCGUAUUCCUUCAUGCCAGCGGUUACAGUCUAGUGACAUUUUUAAGGCGGCAAGUCACCCAAGAAAUAACCACUCCUAUAACCCAGGAUGUAAGAAUUGGGAGUUGACACUCACCCUAGUUGUACUUUCCCUGAAGCUCUUGGCUGACGGCGACAUACUUGUCUCACUCCCAGCAUGAAGUCCCUGGCGUCCAGAUUGUCACUCUGCGUAGGUUUUACGGUGGGAUUCGUUAUGCUUUACCUGUUUCUACGGGAAGUAGGCUACGACAAGACUUUUUCUGUGCAACCAGUCCGAAAAUUGGUUGAACACCACGACCACCAAGAUGAACAGAGGUGGAAGAAAGAGAGAUUUGCCCUCUUCAAUCUCAAACACCCUCAUCAUACAGAUGAGGACAGCAGAAUGGCAGAUGAGCUUUACAAAAAAGUACGUGUUCUCUGCUGGGUGAUGACUGGACCCAAUAACUUGGCGACAAAGGCUCGCUACGUGAAGGACACAUGGAGUCGGCAUUGCAACAUUGUCAUCUUUAUGAGCUCUGUGGACGAUCCAAACUUCCCAACUGUGGGCUUGGACACAAAAGAGGGCCGCGAUCAGCUUUACUGGAAAACCAUCAGAGCUUUCCAAUACGUCUACGAGCAUCAUGGAAAUGAAGCCGACUGGUUCCUAAAGGCCGACGACGACACCUUCGUAAUGGUGGACAAUCUGCGUUGGGUCCUUGCAAACCAUACCCCAGAAGAACCCAUUUAUUUCGGUCGAAGAUUCAAGCCCUUUGCUAAGCAGGGCUACAUGAGCGGUGGUGCGGGCUACGUGCUGAGUAAAGAGGCUCUGCGACGAUAUGUGAAAGCAUUUGAAAAAAAAGAGUGUGCUCACACCAGCUCGGUGGAGGACCUAGCAAUUGGCCAGUGCUUGGAGAAAAUUGGGGUGCUGGCAGGAGACUCCAGAGACACUGUCCAACGGGAAACAUUUCAUCCCUUUGUCCCUGAGCAGCAUCUCACUGCUGUUUUUCCCAAGAGCUUCUGGUAUUGGAGUUAUUGCUACUACCCAAUCUCACAGGGUCCAAACUGCUGCUCGGACAUGUCUGUGUCCUUCCACUAUAUGUACGACAGCAACAUGUAUUUACUGGAGUACUACACUUAUCACUUGCGUGCCUUUGGCUACAGAUACCGUUACCAGCCUCCGGCCCCACUCGGCUACUCCUAUGAGUCGUUAAAAUCCAAGGAUGCUGCUGCUGCUCCUGAAGAAAAGAGCAAUGAUUUUUCUCAGGAAAAGGGAGAAAAAGAAACUGCACUUAGUGGAAAGAAAUCAGGUGAUUCUCUACCUUCAGCAGCCAAACAACAGUAAGAUGAUGUAAGGUGUGAGAAACGAUUGGUUUAUGAAGAAUUUGUUGUCACAUAUUUUAAUAGUCUUGAUCGUCUAUUCCUGCAUUGUCUAGUUUUUCAAGUCAUGCUAUGCAGACUAAUUCAGCUGCAUUCUGUGAAAGCACCUUUUAUAUUCCUGUCUACCAGCUAGAGAUGUGCUAUUGUUCAAAAUAUUUAAGUUGACAAACCAGGUUGGACUUGAUUCUCACAUUCAUUUUUAUCGCUGCCCCACGCCUUGAACUAACCAAACAACUGUUCUGUGAACUGCAGCAGGUGUCAUUUGAAAUGAAUGUGCUACCAUUGUUGGCACAUUUAAUCAUAUUGUAUUCAGCUGUUUCUAAAUAGGGAUGGGCCUUUGAAUAUAUCUUCUUGAGCAAACAAUCCGGAAAGUUAAUGAACAAUUCUUGAGUUUGUAGAUGACUGAAAUGUGCAACUCCUAUCCAUGAAAUGACCGUGCUCGACUAAACAAAGUGCGAGGGAAACAGAACAAAGACAAAGCAAAAUUUUCACAUUUGAAUGCACAAGCCAGCAGUAACAAGAUGAUGAUGUUGACUGAUUCUUGACUAUAAAAAUGAGAGUACCCUUGUUUCAGUGAGACCAUCAGCAGCGAAUGGAAGCUGAGACGGUGUAUUAAACUUUUGGAAAAGUGAGAACAGACUGUAUAAAACCUUGAUUUAAAAAGACAUCUCUUCAUAAUAAAGACCAUGUAAAGUGAAAAUGAAAUGAGGGGCUUCAUGUUGGCGUGGCCACUUUUGAGCAUCUGCAUAUAGCAGAGAGGAAAAGCCCCAUGACAACCCGGAGAGACAUCUUUGAGUAGUGUUGUUCUGAUACCAUGUGCAGCAUUAGCCUAUGCAGAUACUUUACCGAUACCACACAGUAAAAAACAACAACAACAAAAAAAAAUCUGUUUAGCAUAUUUGAUACCGCCAUACUGCUUAAAAACCUUUGUUAAACAAGGAAGAAAAAUGAUACAUACAGAAAUAAUCCAGUAUAACUUUUUUUAUUGCCUACCUUAUAUGGGUGAGAGUAAGUGAAUAAACUAAAACUUGAGUUAAAUGGCUCUUAAAGGACCAAAGAGCAACAUCUACGUAUGUGAUUACAAUAUGUAUAAUAUUGCAACAAAAAAAAUGAGAAAUAUGGAGGUAUAUUUGAGAAAGCACAUGACAUAACUGGCAGUAGCCGCCGCCUCAAACAUUUUGUGUUCAGGUUUUGUUCUCAAAUGUUUUAUGAGGUUUGAGGUAUUGAAACUGGCGUUUUUAUUUCCAUCUGUCGUGACAUUUAGUCUGCAAAGUGGGCCACUUUUGGUAAUGUAAGUGUAAUUCUAUUUUUGUUUUUAAGCAUAAAAAGAGAAGCUGGAGGAUUUAUCAUUUAUUUUUCCAGGUCUUGACAAUUUUUUAAAGGUUUAAAUCGCCAAUAUCUCAAUCAUAUUGAUUCUUUGGACGUGAUACUAUAUUCUCUGUAUAACCGAUUCAGUAUGUACCCCACCUACUGCCCAUAGUUAGCUAGGAUAGGCUCUCGCACCACAGUGGCUCUUGUGAGAUUAAGUGAUUUGAAGAUGAACGAAUUAAUGAAUCGAGGACCUUGGAUCAAUUUAAUAUCAUAUGUACACAUUAAACACGAUCAGCAAAAAUACGAAAGCAAUUUUGACGUUUUUGAUCAUUUUAUUGGUCAAACAACAGACAUUUGAAUGAAAAUAAUUCUUUUUAACAAAGCAGCAUAUCUACAGGAUUACAAUAUUCGACGUUUUGGUUAACCAAAGAAUUACAUCCAUUCAAUUGUGUAGGGCACAGGUCUCAAACCGGUCCUCAAAGGGCCGCAGGGGGUACUGGAUUUCAUUCCAACCAAACGAGACAAAUACCUUUUCACCAAUCUGGUUUCUUACAAGUGUAAUCAGUUGAUUGCAAUCAGGUGCUGCUUAUGUUAGUAGAAACCUCAUUGGUUGAACUGUUUGUGCUGGAUCUGUUGGAACAAAAACCAGGACCCACUGCGGCCCUUUGUGGAGUCGGUUUGAGACCGCUGGUGUAGGGUGUGGUUUACAAAGUACAUUAAGCAGACACACUUGCACUGUUUGACAAUGGAGAGAAUGUACGAACGUUUUUUUUUUUUUUUUUUUUUUUUUAAACACUUUCCUCUCCGGUUUGUCACGUUUCAAACAUAUUUUCACUUUACACGGACUUUAAAAUUAUUUAGCUUCCUUGGGCAGUACUGGUGUUGGGGUCCAUCCCUGAAUAAGUCCUGUUUCUUCAACGGCUCUGAUACUACCUCCUCAGGCAGGAAAGUGCCAGAUUGGCUGCGUGCCCCUUAUGCUUUGUGGACAUGACAGUAGAUAUAAGAUGUAGCUAUGACAUAAACGUUUUUAAUGAUCUCAACAAAUCGAUGUGUUAUAGACACCUCAAGAUGCACUAUGUUUGAGAUGUGUCAAGCUUCCAUUCAGACUACAAAGACUGACAACAACUAAACAUCUGUUGUUUGAUCAGGAGUAGUAAAUGUUCUUGGUCAACUGUACACUUUAAGGAUGCAGAUCCGUCUCUGGGGGUCAUGUCACAUGCUUGGCUGGCAUUACUUGUGGAAAAGGAGAACUCGAAAGGAGUGCAUUUGCAGUGUAAUGUCACCUUGAUGAUACUGGCGAAUGAAUUUAAGCCUUCCCAUAAUGAGCACGGUCUUAGCAUGCCAGUGAUUCACUUCCAUUUAAAUGAGGACGUUUUGCUGCAAUGUUGAUUAAUGAUGUGCGUGAUGGCUUUUUUUCUUUUUUUUUUUUUUUUUUUUUUUUGAUUGCUCGUGCAAUUUAAACUGUCAAACCGGACAUGAUUCUGCGGACAGUAAAGUUGCAGGUGCUGUUUAAAAACAAAAUAUAAUUUGUCAUGUAUUUUUCCAAAAAGAGCCCCCUCUGAAUGUAUGUAUUCUGGAGUCUAACUUAGCUAUUUUACUCAAAUUGAUUGAUGUGUGAUUACCUAUUAAAAUGCCUUAGGGAACUUUACCUGCACAGCCUCUGUCCAAGAUCACACAAGUUUUUCACUUUAGUUUUCUGUGUAUGAUGAGUGCAUUACAAGUUUUGAACAUGGUGGAUUUUUUGUAACGUCUUCAUUAUAGGCAAUCUGCAGACGUGUUUUGUAUUCAUCUUGUAAAGGAGCAACAUUUUGUAAAGGUACUUUGAUUUGGAAAUUUUUUUUUUUUUUUUUGCUGUAGAAAAGCUUAUGAUUGAUAAAAGUGUGAUUAGCAGGAGCAUUUGAACAAUUACAGGCACCAAUUUGGGGGGGCUAAUUUACUUGGAUGACUUCAAAUGUGCAGAUAGUCAGCAGCCUUUUACUGUGUGUCACAUUCCAUCAUUUCUCAAGUACAAUAUCUGCACCUUUCUGAGCCAGUUCCAUACAGAUACAAGCAUUUGGUUCUUCUUUUACCGUCAAAUUUAUUUUUGUUUUCUUGACAAUCGGCUCCCAAUAACAAAUGUUCUUAAGGUGUACAGUGACCUAUUUAUGUUUGCAAUGUAUUUAUGAUCAUUUUCAAAUGAGUAUUUUAUAAAGCGAGUGUGUGGUCAGACUGUUUUGUGUGACUGCUACCUUAAUCACUAUAAAUAAAGAAUAUUUUAUUGUACAU